Molecule: messenger RNA, 684 nt
Organism: Colletes gigas
Lineage: Eukaryota; Metazoa; Arthropoda; Insecta; Hymenoptera; Colletidae
Product: mitochondrial import inner membrane translocase subunit TIM14
Exons: 3
Coding region: 206-556 (116 amino acids)
Biological process (GO): protein import into mitochondrial matrix
Cellular component (GO): PAM complex, Tim23 associated import motor
Molecular function (GO): ATPase activator activity
Source: RefSeq, a predicted model, not a curated record
AUGAAGUAGAUAGAGAGUAAACAUUCUUCAACCUCUUCGAAACUGUACCAAUAAUUUAAAACUUAGUGCUGCUGUUGAUUGACUGUUUAUAACGAAGAGUCGAAUAUCUACUUCAAUAUUUUAUUCGAGCAGUUGAUAUAAUUUUGUAUCCGAAGUAAAAUUAUCUGUGUUCAACAUUUACGUUGUUUUGACAAUACACAGUGAAAUGGCUAAUACGCUUGUUAUAGCAGGCAUAGGCCUCGCUGCAGUUGGUUUCACCGGACGUUAUAUUCUUAGAAAGAUGCCAGGUUUAUCUCAAAAGAUGGCAGAGGCGGUUAAAAAUAUGCCAAAAUUAGAUUCGCAAACAUUAGCAAAUAACAAGUAUUAUAAAGGUGGGUUUGAAUCUAAAAUGACUCGUCGUGAAGCUAGUUUAAUAUUGGGUGUAUCGCCAACUGCUAAUAAAGCAAAAGUAAAAGAACAAUUUAAAAAGGUUAUGGCCGUAAAUCAUCCGGAUCGAGGUGGGUCCCCUUACAUUGCUGCAAAAAUUAACGAAGCAAAAGAUUUGCUUGAAAAAUAACCCUAGUAAAAAUAGUUAAACGAAGAACUGGUUAUGAUAAUUUGUAUUACAUCUGUAAUUGUAAAUUUAAUUCUAGCAAACAAAUUUAUAUGUACAUACCCAAGAACAUAAGUAGAUCUUAUACUUAA